UUGCAUACAAACGGUGAUUCGGAUCGGAAGUCGAAGAUAAAUUCACCCUCCCAUAGCUGAACUUGAUUCGAAGCUUUGCACUUUUCCGGUCUCAAUACUCAGAACUAUUCGUCGUUAUAAAUUGUACGAAGUGCGUGGGAGCGGUGAAAUUUGUUUGUCAGAGAGUAAUUGAAUUUUCUGCUCGACAGCGCGGUGCCACCGGUAGCUACUCAAAUCUGUUGGUAGCAGUGAGCGUAGAAGUCGGUACUUUCGGCAAUGCAUUGUAUUUUCGGUUCAACGAUAGGACGCUUGAAUUGAGCUCAAUUUAGUCAGUGGGUCUAGGUCAAGUAAGAAGCAGGCCGACCGUUGUAGUUUGCGGAUGAUGUGAUAAUUGGUUCAAAUCGAUUAAGUGAAUUGAAAAAUACCCAUAGUGCAGUCACACAAAAUCCACCAAAAUGUCCUCUGGAAGUCCGAAGAAAGAUGUCAACCUGGACAUGCAACUGCUUAGCAAGUCCUCACCGACCAGAAACGGCGACAUGAUAGUUGACGAUAAUUAUGAUCCACAUCUCCACCGGAAUCGGCCCCAUCCAACGACAAACUUCGAGACGUUGGUACAUCUGCUGAAGGGAUCGCUGGGGACGGGCAUUCUGGCCAUGCCGCAGGCCUUCUACAACGCCGGCUACAUUUCCGGUUUCGUGAACACCAUCCUGAUUGGCAUCUUGUGUACCUACUGUCUGCACGUGCUGGUCCAGGCUCAGUACAUUCUGUGCAAGCGGCAUCGAGUUCCUAUUCUGACCUAUCCGAUUUCGAUGAAGAUGGCCCUCGAAGAGGGACCGGCUUGUUUGCGGCGGUUUUCACCCUAUGCCGUGGUUAUCGUGGACGGGUUCAUGAUUGUCUACCAGUUGGGGAUAUGUUGUGUGUACAUAGUAUUCGUCGCUACGAACAUCAAACAGCUUGUCGACGUUUAUCUCAACUUGGACGUGAAAAUCCAUUGCAUGAUUCUACUGGUCCCACUGAUUGGCAUCAACAUGAUCCGGAACCUUAAGAUCCUGGCUCCAUUCUCGACCCUGGCUAAUGUUAUUACGUUUGUUGGUCUUGGUAUGAUUUUGUACUAUGUUCUGGAUGACCUGCCUUCGCUGUCCGAACGUGAAAUGGUUACCGACAUUGGACGUUUUCCAUUGUUCUUUGGAACAACGUUGUUUGCACUAGAAGCCGUUGGAGUGAUUAUAGCCCUCGAGAACAACAUGGCAACGCCAAAGUCCUUCGGUGGAACCUUUGGAGUGCUGAACGUGGGAAUGUUUGUCAUUGUGGCUUUGUACGCUGGAAUGGGCUUCCUAGGAUAUUGGAAGUACGGUGCAGAAGCGUUGGGAAGCUUGACGCUGAAUCUACCGGAAAUGGAUAUUUUGUCACGAACCAUUCGAAUUCUGUUCGCUGUGGCCAUUUUCAUCUCGUAUGGAUUGCAAUGCUACGUUCCCGUUGAUAUUAUUUGGAACGUCUAUCUCGUACAAAAGUACAAGGAUUCCAACAACAAAUUUGUUUAUGAGAUGCUGGUGCGCAUUGUGGUUGUCAUCGUGACAUUCUUGCUGGCGGUGGCAAUUCCACGAUUGGGACUAUUCAUCUCACUCUUCGGAGCGCUCUGUCUGUCGGCACUGGGAAUCGCCUUCCCGGCCAUCAUGGAAAUUUGCGUACUUUGGCCCGACAAGCUGGGACCGGGAAAACUCGUUCUCUGGAAGGACAUCAUUCUAAUUUUGUUUGGCAUCAUUGGACUCGUUGCCGGAACCUAUACCAGCGUCCGGGACAUUAUCUACAGUUUUCAAUAGACGCCAGUAUUUUACCUAGAUUCAACUGAAGCAAUCUUCUGUUAGAACUACCAUAGUACAUCUCUCGUAACCGCAGAUCUUACCAAAACCAAAACUUUAAUAGAUAGGCAAACGGCUGUUACACUAGACGAGCAGUUCACGCGAAUAACCAAAACCCCGCAUAGACUGUAGAACUUUUGCUACCAAAGUAGUGAGAUUGAGAAUUUAUAAGCAGAUGCCUAGCUACUGGUAUACUGGUAGUGAAAAUGGGAGCUACUACUAGUAGAUACAACGUCCAAAAGACGAACAAUCAAAUGCUUAAGAAACGAGGAAAGUAUUGUUGAAUACGAAAUAAAAUGGCCUUGACAGCACCGGUAGUAAGCUGCGCGCGCGGUAGUUGCAAGUAUAGCCUAACGAAUUGGAACCGCUGGCCCACAUAUCAAUUGAAGUCAACUUUUGAAAAUUUAGAUUCCACUUUCGAGCAGCAGGCACAAUUCGGACAAAUUGUCUUCGCACAUUCUGUCACUGCAUGUACGGGCGAUAUUUUUUAUUCUUGAAUACAGCACACUUGUUUUUAGAUUAUAUUAAGCUUUUAAUUCCGAGGCUCUCAUUUAGAAGGAGGAACUUUCUCCAGAUAGUUUUAAUAAGCGAGCCCGAGUAAUUGUUUUUAUCUGUUGUUCAAUGACCAAGUAGCAAAUAAUUUCUUACAGGCCAAACGAUUCGCUCAAAGCGUAUAUUUUAUUAUCAUUCAAGUGAAUAAAUUUAAUAUGUACACACAAGACAAA
Messenger RNA from Aedes aegypti (yellow fever mosquito), 2563 nucleotides. RefSeq names its product proton-coupled amino acid transporter-like protein CG1139. The transcript is spliced from 9 exons. Gene Ontology annotation, biological process: amino acid transmembrane transport. The record is from RefSeq and is a predicted model, not a curated record. The coding region runs from base 435 to 1799 and encodes 454 amino acids. Gene Ontology annotation, cellular component: vacuolar membrane. NCBI's taxonomy places the organism in Eukaryota, Metazoa, Arthropoda, Insecta, Diptera, Culicidae. Gene Ontology annotation, molecular function: amino acid transmembrane transporter activity.